CAUCCCUCGAAAAAAAAAAGGAAAUAAAGCCGACCGGGCCUUUAACUCCCCGCAAACCAAUUCCUAAACUCCACCUUUCCACCCCACCUUUCCAUCCGUCCGCCGCGUCCACGAUGCCCGCCACGCAGACCUUCACCAGCAUCCCGAUCCUGCCGCUCUCGCGCGCCCUCGACCCGGCGACAAAGCCGCAGUUCCUCGCGGACCUCCGCGCGGCGCUGCUCAACGUGGGCUUCUUGUACCUGAGCGAGACGGGGAUUCCGGAGCAGCUGAUCCGCGAUGUGGUUGCGGAGUGCACAGGCUUCUUUGAGAAGCUGCCGCGGGCGGAGAAGGAGCGGAUUGAGAUGAAGAACGAGAAGAGCUUUUUGGGGUGGAGCAGGCUCGACAACGAAACCACAGCCUUCAAUCCCGACCACCGCGAACAACUCGACCUCUCCACACCGCAUCCCAUCCCCGGCUCUGACGCACCGCUAUACCACAACCUCCUCGCGCCGAACCAAUGGCCCUCACCAGCGCACCUCCCCUCCUUCCGCCCGAUCUACGAAGACUACAUGCGCCGCAUGUCUCACAUCUCCACGCUCUUUACCUCGCUAAUCGCCGAAGCCAUCGGCCUCCCUGCCGACGCAUUCAACAAGUUCUUCGACGCGGACCAGCAGCACAAGCUGAAGAUUGUCAAGUAUCCCGAAGUCGAUGUGCCCGAUCUGCCAUCCGGUGCCAGCGAGAUUGACCGGAAGAAGUGGGAGAUCAAGAGGCAGGGCGUCGGUCCGCACAAGGACAGCAUGCUAACGAGCUAUCUGCUGCAAGCGAGUGACCAGCCGGGGCUGCAGGCGCAGAACGCGAGGGGCGAGUGGGUGGACUGCAAGCCCAUCGCCGGAACGCUUGUUGUCGCUAUCGGGCAGGGUAUGGAGGCGCUGACAGACGGUGUCUGCGCGUCGACGACGCAUCGUGUGCUGAGCCCGCGGAAAGGCGAAGGUGCGAGGUACUCGGUCCCGUUCUUCCAGGGUGUGAGCUACGAUGCCAAGUUCGAAGCCAUGGAUGUACCGGGGGACGUGUUGAAGCUUCGGGACGAGGCUCGGAAAGCGCGGAGUGACGACGUCGAGUUCACAUUCGUCAAAGGAAGGUGGGGACACCUGGGCGAGGCUACUCUCAUGAACAGAGUGAAGUCGCAUCCGGAUGUCGGUGAGCGCUGGUAUCCCGAGCUCCUGGCGCAGAUCCGUGCGCAGCAAGCCGUGAAGGCAUCGUAGCCGAGCGGCCUCGCUCAUCCUUCCGAAAUGUUCACCGUCUUUCCAGCGAGUGUCUUUCCAUUUGCAUCACCCUGCAGGUGCAUCGCGAUGGAGCUUAGGGUGCGGUAAUAAUGCGGUGU
Molecule: messenger RNA, 1360 nt
Organism: Trematosphaeria pertusa
Lineage: Eukaryota; Fungi; Ascomycota; Dothideomycetes; Pleosporales; Trematosphaeriaceae
Product: Clavaminate synthase-like protein
Exons: 3
Coding region: 114-1241 (375 amino acids)
Molecular function (GO): dioxygenase activity
Source: RefSeq, a predicted model, not a curated record